Messenger RNA from Hylaeus volcanicus, 2014 nucleotides. It is a transcript of the gene AspRS, whose product is annotated as aspartate--tRNA ligase, cytoplasmic. Gene Ontology annotation, molecular function: aspartate-tRNA ligase activity; ATP binding; RNA binding. The record is from RefSeq and is a predicted model, not a curated record. NCBI's taxonomy places the organism in Eukaryota, Metazoa, Arthropoda, Insecta, Hymenoptera, Colletidae. The coding region runs from base 148 to 1746 and encodes 532 amino acids. Gene Ontology annotation, biological process: aspartyl-tRNA aminoacylation. Gene Ontology annotation, cellular component: cytosol; cytoplasm; aminoacyl-tRNA synthetase multienzyme complex. The transcript has 12 exons.
GAAAAAGAUAAAAUCCAAGCAAUUUUAGAAUUUACUUCGAGUUACGGGCUGCGGUCUGCUAAAUUUGAGACUAGUGUGUAAUUGUAUUAAAUAACCUCUAUAAAUUUAGGUACAGGAGAAAUAAAAACGUAUUGAGUCGAAAUAAAGAUGGGAGAGGAUAAACCUGUAGACCCCACUGUAGGAGGAGAUGAACCUUCUAAGAAAGCUCUUAAGAAGCAACAGAAAGAGGCAGAGAAGGCAGCAAAGAAAGCUGAACGUAAAGCUCAAAAUCAAGCGCAACAAAAUGUGAACGAAGAAGAAGAUCUGUCGGUUGGAAACUAUGGAGAUACAGGAUUGAUACAAAGUAAAGAGAAAAAUCCAGAGAGAAUAUUUACUGAUGUUAAAAAUUUAGUACCAGGUUUGGAAAAUCAAACUGUAUGGGUAAGAGGACGUUUACAUACUAGUCGUGCUAAAGGCAAACAAUGUUUUAUUGUUCUAAGACAGCAGUCAUACACUGUACAGGGGUUAGCUGCAGUAAAUGAAAAGAUCAGUAAGCAGAUGAUCAAGUUUAUAUCGAAUAUUACCAAAGAAUCCAUUGUGGACGUAGAGGCAGUUGUGAAACGUGUACCUUCUAAAAUUGAAUCAUGUACACAGAAUGAUGUAGAGGUUCACGUUGAAAAAAUAUUUGUUGUAAGCGCUGCAAAACCACAAUUACCUUUACAAAUUGAAGAUGCCUCUAGGCCUGUGGGAGAAACGGACGACAAUGCUCUUAAUAUAAAAGUGAAUCAAGACACUAGAUUAGACAACAGAGUUUUGGAUUUAAGAACUCCAGCAAACCAGGCCAUAUAUAGAGUUGAAGCAGCUGUUUGUAAAUUAUUUAGACACAUCCUUACAAGUAAAGGUUUCGUCGAGAUUCAUACACCGAAAAUUAUAUCCGCGGCAAGCGAAGGCGGAGCAAACGUUUUCACAGUGUCAUAUUUUAAGGGAAACGCUUAUCUAGCUCAGUCUCCUCAGCUCUACAAGCAAAUGGCUAUAGCGGCUGAUUUCGACAAGGUUUUUACUGUAGGAGCAGUUUUUAGAGCUGAAGAUUCUAACACGCACAGGCACUUAACAGAAUUCGUUGGUCUCGACUUAGAAAUGGCAUUUAAAUAUCAUUAUCACGAAGUAGUCGAUACUAUCGGACAGUUAUUUACAGAGAUGUUUAAAGGUCUUCGCGAUAAUUAUGCUGCUGAUAUCGAGGCUGUACGUCAACAAUACAAUGUAGAGCCUUUCGAAUUCUUAGACCCACCCCUGAUAUUAGAAUUCAGCGACGCGAUUAAAUUAUUGGCGGAAGCUGGAGUAACUUUGGGCGAAGAAGACGAUUUGUCUACUCCAGAUGAAAAACUGCUGGGUAAACUUGUAAAGGCAAAGUACGACACCGACUUUUACAUUUUAGACAAGUAUCCAUUGGCAGUAAGACCGUUCUACACUAUGCCAGAUCCGAACAAUCCGAAAACAUCGAAUUCUUACGACAUGUUUAUGCGCGGCGAAGAAAUUAUUUCUGGCGCGCAACGUAUACACGAUCCUGAACUUUUAACGGAACGCGCGAAACAUCAUGGAAUUGACUUGGAAAAGAUCAAAGCCUACAUCGACGCGUUCAGGUAUGGUUGCCCUCCUCAUGCCGGUGGCGGAAUUGGCUUAGAGCGUGUCGUUAUGUUGUACCUUGGUUUAGACAACAUCAGAAAAGUUUCAAUGUUCCCUCGUGAUCCUAAACGUCUUACACCUUAAAUAUUAAGUUUUUCCGCGCUAUGAUCUAUAUACUGAAAUGACGUGUGGAAUUAUGAGAGUGGUUAGUAAAUUUGAAAAAUUUCUAAACACUAUGCGACAGGGAAACAGAUCGAUAAAACACUUUGAUUAUGCUUUUACAUUAUUCAUAUGUAUCAUACACAUGUACGAUUAUUAAUACACUGUCGUGGCAAAAUAUAAUUUCAAAAGAAGAAUAUAUGUAUUUUUUCUUUUGUACCAUACUAUCGCUCAAUAAAAUUUUGGAAAAUCA